UACUUUAAAUGCCCAAAACAUAUUGUCUUGACGCGAAUAGUGGAUUACUCUAAAUAACCUAUUCCUAUAAACCAUUGGUGCAUAAUGGCGAACACCGACAAUCACGUUAUUAUCGUAGGAGCUGGGGCUACCGGCCUUUUGAUUGCACAGGGAUUGAAAAAGGCAGGAAUUCGAGCUACUGUGUACGAGCGGUACACGCGUGAGGAAUAUGAAGAGCGAUCUGGAGAUUGGACUGUGGCCCUGCACUGGUCGAUCCCAUAUAUAGAAGCUUGUCUUCCACCAGAGCUUUUCGCAAAGCUUAAAUCCGCCGAGACAAAUCGCUGGGAAGAGCAUGAUCCGCAUGUGGCGAAUAACAUCCCUCUUGUCAAUGGGCGCACGGGCGAGAUUAUGGCCAAAAUGCCUAUGCCCAGCGCAAGGCGGGUUGUGAGAGGCAAACUCCGAGAUCUACUCAAGACAGAAAUCGAUAUUCAGUAUGGCUCGACAUUGACGGAUAUUCAAAUUGAUCAUCCCGAAACCAAGAACAGUGUUACUGCCCUAUUUAAUGGAGGAGAUGUAGUUGCCAAGGGAAACAUGCUUAUUGGAGCAGAUGGAGCGAGAAGUCCAACCCGGAGUUUCCUCGUCGACCAAGAUACCGGAAAGCUAGACACUGCUAAGGUUAUGAUAUUGAAUGCAUUUCCUAAGUUUACCAGAGAACAAGCGCUCUUUAUCCGUCAAAAAAGCCAUCCUAUUGCACUGCUCAGCCCACAUCCCUACCAAAAGACAUUACUAUUUGCAACAAUGGUCGAUGUUGUAGACCCAGAAAAGCCAGAGACUUGGGUUUUUCAGUUCUCACUGUCUAUUUACACCGAUGAGGUUCCACCCACCGAUGAGAAAGAAAGAAGACAUCUUUUUAAAGCUUAUCUUUCCACUUACUGUGAGCCAUAUAGGUCCGUGUCCCAAUGGCUAGUGGAUGAUAUAAAAGUUAGCGGGGACAAGUUCCAUUAUUGGGGAAAUAUAACGCCUUGGAACAACCAUGGUGGAAAGAUAAGCAUUGCAGGGGAUGCAGCCCAUCCAAUGCUUCCAUUCCGUGCUCAAGGUCUCAAUAACGCAAUGGAGGAUGCCAAACUCUAUGUGGACGCCAUCAAGACUUUCGUAUAUGACGGCAAGGAUCUGAAAUCUUGCAUUGAUGACUAUGACAAGUCGAGUUACUCGCGUGGAAAACUGGACAUUAAUCUGUCUGUUGAUCAGAUGCAUGCAUAUGGAGAUUGGGAUGCAGUCAUGAACGGGCCCCUACUGCGAGGAGGGGGUUACGGGAAAAGCCAUUAGACUGAUAAUAGAUAUGUGAGCUAAGGUUGAACAACAUUUGAAACUGCACUCAACAAGUAAAGUGAAACCUGCUACUUUUUUGGAGUAGAUUUCAGUGUUAAAGCCAAAACUAAACACUGAGGACUUUCAUACC
Messenger RNA from Talaromyces proteolyticus, 1438 nucleotides. RefSeq lists its product as uncharacterized. The record is from RefSeq and is a predicted model, not a curated record. Lineage: Eukaryota; Fungi; Ascomycota; Eurotiomycetes; Eurotiales; Trichocomaceae. The transcript is spliced from 9 exons. Bases 85 to 1305 code for a protein of 406 amino acids. Gene Ontology annotation, molecular function: FAD binding.